Molecule: messenger RNA, 1569 nt
Organism: Cladocopium goreaui
Lineage: Eukaryota; Dinophyceae; Suessiales; Symbiodiniaceae
Source: the annotation of a GenBank genome assembly
AUGCCACUCUUUGGAUCCAAGGACUUGGUUCCAUCACUCGCUGUCCCGGCCUCACCAGCUCACUCUGUCCAAACCUUAGUAGAUCUUACUCGCUGUAGCACACAUCAUGACUUCUUGUUGAGGAUUUGGCGACACUUAUCCAUAAAGACAUUGAAAGCUAAGGCUGAAAAACAGGCUGCUUGGCAGGAGCCGUGGGAACAUCAACUUUGGGAUGCAGUCGGGCCUGUUGCUAAUGUGUAUCGGAGCCUCAUGGCAAAGAUUUCACCAGAGACUCUUCCAAAGACACUAGUUGGGCUGAAUGUCCUCGUGCUGCACGACAGAAAGCCGCAAUGCAAGGGGAGGCAGAAGCUACAUGUGCAAAGAGCAGCGACGGAUUCGUUGGAUCCGCAACCGGAAGCAGAGGCAGAGCUUCACAAUCUCAGCGCGCUCAAACUGACUGUGGAGUCGCUGCAUUAUAUGCGCCUGGCAACAGCUGCCUACGGACGAGUUUCUUUGCGUCCAGGUCUGGUUGGAAUUACAGACAGCAACUUCACGCAACUGCUCUGCAAACAUGUGGGUGAGAGCCUGAACCCAGAGGAGGUUAGCGUGCCCUUGGCUUCAUUGCGCGCACGAUGGCUGCUGCCUGCGCACUAUGUACUGGUUGAUCGUGGGCGCAGAGAGGUAGUUGUAGCAGUGAGAGGCACACUGAGUGUCCAAGAUGUGCUGACGGAUCUUGGAGCUGAAGAAGUUGAUUUGUUUUUGGGUGGCAAGGCACAUAAGAAUAUGCUGCAGAGUGCUUGCAACGUGUUGCGAGCUGUUCACCCACUCUUGGAAACUUUGUCCGGGAUUGACAGAAUAACUUUCACUGGUCACAGCCUGGGAGGCGGAGUGGCAGCGUACCUCACGAUGCUGUUCUUGGAGCUGCAGGACUUGCAGGAUCGGGAUGAUCCACGGGAUUCCAAGUCACCGGAAGUCCGGUGCUUUUCCUUUGGAGCUCCCGGGAUUUGCUCUGCAGCUGUGAGCAAAUCUCUCCGAGAUCGUAUUGCUUCCUAUUGUCACGCCCAAGAUGUGGUUCCGCGGCUGUCGACAGGUCACUUGUUGGAGCUUCGUGGCCGAGCUGUACUUGCGGCAAAUGUGGCAGGAGAUAUUGUCAAGCGCUUGGCAAAUGGUGGGCUUUGGAAAGCUGCACAAGUUGCGCAAGCCAUUCCUCAAGACCUGGAAGAAGCACUGGCAAGCAGCAAGAUUGAAGCCUUUGAAAAGCAAAACUCUGGGGAUUCGCCGGAUAUGCUGAAGCUUUAUCCGGCCGGUCGUUGCUUCUUGGUUCAGCGUGAUGGUGAGAUAGAAGAGCUUGCGCCUGAAGAUUUGGCACCUUGCAUAGACUUUUCGGGUGGCCGCCGAAUGGUGGUCGACCAUUUGCCCAGAAUCUAUGAAGUUGUCAUGAAGGCAGCAGCUGACAGAGCGCAACAUGCACAACAGGCACAACAUGCACAGACAGUACAGUGUGCAGAAAAGUGUGCUGAAAAGUGUGCAGAAGGCCGUAGAGGUGCAGCGCCUACACACCUUAGGGAGCUGGUGAAGUCUCGCCUCUGA